This is a messenger RNA of Pistacia vera, 819 nucleotides long. Its product is annotated as serotonin N-acetyltransferase 2, chloroplastic-like. The record is from RefSeq and is a predicted model, not a curated record. Lineage: Eukaryota; Viridiplantae; Streptophyta; Magnoliopsida; Sapindales; Anacardiaceae. Gene Ontology annotation, cellular component: cytoplasm. Gene Ontology annotation, molecular function: N-acetyltransferase activity. Bases 76 to 627 code for a protein of 183 amino acids. The transcript has a single exon.
UGUAUUCCUCCUAAUAUUUCAGGAAUAUUCAUCCCUUUUCUCAUUUCACCUCGACACAGCAUACAGAAUCUAACAAUGCUCCUACGUGGCAUCAUCUCCACUCCCCUCCCAUCUCUCCACCUCAAAAAAACAAAUCGAAACGUCUGCGUCUCAGCUCAAACUACUAGUAUCAACAAAUUCUCCAUCUCCGACCAAGAACUCGAAUCCCGUGGCUUCAUUCUGCGCCGUACCAUCUCCGACCUCAACCUCGACCACCUAAACUCGGUGUUCGUUGCCGUUGGAUUCCCCAGGCGGGACCCAGAGAAAAUAAGACUGGCAUUAGAACACACGAACUCUCUGUUAUGGAUCGAGUACAAGAAGACUCAGAAACCGGUGGCGUUCGCUAGAGCGGCAGGUGACGAUGUGUUCAACGCAAUAGUUUGGGACGUGGUGGUGGACCCGUCGUUUCAAGGGAUUGGGUUAGGGAAGGCCGUGAUGGAGAGAUUGAUAGAAGAGCUGUUAGCCAAAGGGAUAUAUAAUAUAGCACUGUAUUCUGAGCCCAGAGUGUUGGGGUUUUAUAGGCCGUUAGGAUUUGUAGCGGAUCCUGAUGGGAUUCGAGGCAUGGUUUAUUCUAGAAAAAACAUAUAAAAGAAAUCAUAAUCUCUCUUUUUUAAUUUUUCAAAACAUUGGUUUUUGGUGAUUCAAUAAUCUUAAUCAAAUAAGACAGGCUCAUGAUUGACCUCUCUUUUCGUUUUGUGAAGUGUGUUAGUUUGGUGGUCAUGUUUAUAACAGUGACUCAAACUGGUUGAUUGGUGCAUCAGCUCAAAUCACACCAAAGUC